Molecule: messenger RNA, 1062 nt
Organism: Metarhizium robertsii ARSEF 23
Lineage: Eukaryota; Fungi; Ascomycota; Sordariomycetes; Hypocreales; Clavicipitaceae
Product: Guanine nucleotide binding protein (G-protein), alpha subunit
Exons: 5
Coding region: 1-1062 (353 amino acids)
Biological process (GO): G protein-coupled receptor signaling pathway
Cellular component (GO): heterotrimeric G-protein complex
Molecular function (GO): GTPase activity; GTP binding; G protein-coupled receptor binding
Source: RefSeq, a predicted model, not a curated record
AUGUGUUUUAACGGCCUCCGCGGGGGCGAGGAAGCCUCGCGCUCGCAGGAGAUUGAUCGCAUCAUCCGCAAGGACCAGCUGCGCAUGGCCCACGAGACCAAAAUCCUGCUGCUGGGAGCCGGAGAGUCCGGAAAGUCCACUAUACUCAAGCAAAUGAGGAUUAUAUACUCGCGAGGGUUUCAGACGCAGGAGAGGCAAUGGUGGCGACGCAUCAUCUUCCACAACAUUAUCGAAACCUUUGAGAUGAUCAGCGAUGCUAUGAAUGACUUUACCAUUGAAUUUGACAACCCUGACAACGAGAAAUUCAUGACCCAAAUCUUGACGAGGCAGGAGAUAGGACACAAAGAGAGCUUCCCGCAAGCUUAUUUCGACUCCAUCAAGGCAUUAUGGCAUGACACUGGCGUCAAAGAAGCAAUUAAGCAAUGUAACGAAUACGCCAUCCAUGACAACCUCGCAUACUUCAUUGACAAUAUGGACCGUCUUUGGACGAAUGAGUAUAUUCCCAAUGACUUGGAUAUUCUCUGUUCAAGAUUGAAGACGACGGGCAUCACAGAGUGUCAAUUCACCAUUGCACAGAGGACAUAUCGAAUAUUCGACGUUGGCGGCCAGAGAUCAGAACGCAAGAAGUGGAUUCACUGCUUCGAAGAUGUCCACUGUCUGCUGUUCCUGGUUGCCAUCAGCGGAUAUAAUCAAUGCCUUGUUGAAGACAGACAAGCUAACCAAAUGAACGAGGCCCUCAUGCUGUGGGAAUCCCUCGUAAACUCGCGCUGGUUCAAAAAUUCCUCCAUCAUUCUCUUCCUGAACAAGAUGGAUUUAUUCGUGGAGAAGCUGCCGUCCAACCCGCUCUCCAACUAUGGAUUCAUAGAUUACCAUGGACCCCCCGGCGAUUACAAGCUAGCUAGCAAGUACUUCCUGGACAAGUUUCUGGCACACAGCCGAGACCCCGACAGGGAGAUAUACGGGCACUUCACCACCGCGACGGACACGAACCUGGUCAAGAUCACAAUGGACUCGGUGCAGGACAUGAUUGUGCGGCGAAACCUGAAGCAGCUCAUCCUUUGA